Molecule: messenger RNA, 447 nt
Organism: Lactuca saligna
Lineage: Eukaryota; Viridiplantae; Streptophyta; Magnoliopsida; Asterales; Asteraceae
Source: the annotation of a GenBank genome assembly
AUGUAUAUAUAUGCAGGAAGAUCAUGGAUCCAAGUGAAAUCUAAAAUCAAGAAGGAAUACCCCACAGUACAAUACGCAGCUGCCAUGGCUUUGCCACCUUUAUCUAUUCAAGGUGAUUUGGGAGUUGUUUCUGCUGCUGGAGUUAGAUAUGCAUAUCCACUCCUAAAAUCAUUUGCAAAAAUGGGACCUCAAGGUGUUCUUGGUGCCACAAAGCUUUUACGCCCUUUUUCAGAAAUAGUUGAUUCAUUGGGACUCAAAGAUCCUUUCAUUAGAAAUUGGGUGGAUCUUUUGUCUUUCUUACUUGCUGGAGUGAAAUCCGAUGGUGUUCUUUCAGCAGAAAUGAUUUAUAUGUUUGCAGAAUGGUAUAAACCAGGUUGUAGUUUAGAAUACCCUGUUGGUGGAACUGGAGCACUUGUUGAGGCUCUUGUUCUCAGAUUUUCCUUCUGA